Messenger RNA from Dreissena polymorpha, 1413 nucleotides. RefSeq names its product splicing regulatory glutamine/lysine-rich protein 1-like. The transcript has 5 exons. The record is from RefSeq and is a predicted model, not a curated record. Bases 1 to 1413 code for a protein of 470 amino acids. NCBI's taxonomy places the organism in Eukaryota, Metazoa, Mollusca, Bivalvia, Myida, Dreissenidae.
AUGGAGACCCUGCUGAAGAACGAGGCUGUGCGCGCAAAAAUCAAAGGACUGUCGCCUCCAGUCAAAAAAGCUUUCAUCGAGAGCCUCCUCGACCUGUUCGAGCAGGAGACGGAAGACACGAUCGACCUGAUCGAGGAGAGCCGGAUGGAGCUGCGUGGAGACUUCAUGUCCUUCGAUGACGACACCAAGUCACUGCGUGCAGAGUCCCGAAUGCUAGAGGACCAAAGGAAGGGAUACGAACAGGAGUGUGUCGAAAACUACAUGAAAACGAGGACUUCUGAUUCCCGGCUUUCCGUUGUUGACGAGAAGGAAAACAGUCGUGCAGUCAGUGACUACAUUAAAAAGCGCGGGAAACGGCGGGCGCCGUUGGCAGACGAAAUCAAACGUAGUCAGAGCACAGACAGACCUUUGGACGUCCCGCGUCGGUCCGACAGUAGCCUGACCACGCGCAGUCUACCGUCGCCGGCGACGCUGAGAACCGUGGAAGAGGAGAAAGACGAGAUAAUGAACACCCUGACGACAGCAAAUCGCCAGAAAGAGGCUGAGCGGCUACGUCAGUUGGAGAUAAUCGAAGCCAGACGCACGAAAAGACGUCAGCAAAAACAGACGACAGAGGAAAAAGCUCUGGAACUUCUUGAAAAGGCAGUUGCUAUGGAUAAAAUGCUUUCCGAACGAAAAUUGGAACAGGAUCAACAGCUGCAAGAACGACUUGAAGAUGCGAGAAGAAAACGCGCCGAAUCUCGAGUCGGUAAUUACGACGACAGUAAAUCCAUGGACAGUAAAUCGAAAAGUAGGUCUGCAAAAGGGAAAGAACUCAGAAAAGACAAACGAACUGACAGACAACCUGAGAGCGAUCGCAUCGGUGAGAAAGACCGAACGAGUGAAAGGGACGAUAAACGUGAGAAAAGAAGCGAACGGGAAAAAGAUAAAAGAGAUCGAAGUGACAGAGAGAAGGAAGAACGAAGAGAUCAGGGAGAUCGGAAAAGCGAAAAAAUCGAACGAACGAGUGAAAGUGACGGAAAACGUGAAAAGAGAAGUGAACGAGAAAAAGAUAAAAGUGAUCGAAGUGACAGAAAGAAGGAAGAACGCAGACAUGAAGGAGAUAGAAAAAGCGGAAAAAGCGAAAGCAAAAGUGAUCGUAAAGACGAUAGCAAACGUGACAAUCGUGAAAGGACAGACGAGAAGAGGAGUGAAAGCAGAAGUGAUAGGAAAGACCGGGAAAGGACAGAGAACAAAGAAGACCGACAGGAAAGGUCCGACAGGGAACGAUCUGAUCGCUCAGACAGAAAAGAAAGGAGUCACCGAUCGAGUAAAAGUAGUUCUUCUGAAAAUAAAGAUCUUGAUGCGCCAAAGAGUGAGAAAGUUAGCAAGGAAGAGAAAAAGGCUUCUGACUACGACUUCACAAUUUAUUAA